UCUCUAAAGUCCCUGUGUCGCAGAGCAGCAGCAGAAGAUGGUGUCGAGAGGUCCAUUAGAGGUGAAAGUGAGCAUUUCCUCAGCAAAGGACCUCAAGAACGUCAACUGGCGUUACGGUCCCCUCCAGCCUUACGCCGUCGUUUGGGUAGACCCAAACACCAAAUUAUCCACCCGCGUCGACCCCAGCGGCGACACCUCUCCAGAAUGGGACGAGACACUUCUCAUCUCUCUCCUCUCUCCUCUCGACGACUCCACCACACUCUUCAUCGACAUCGUCCACGUCAAUGCACCACGCGAUACCAAACCCUUGAUCGGUUCCGCACGUCUCCGUCUCAAGGAGAUAAUCGAUGAUGUGGGUUUUGGACAGCCACACCACCGCACUCUGCGGCUCACUCGGCCAUCAGGCCGUCCGCAGGGGAAACUCGAUGCCACUAUUACCGUCCGUGAUCCUCGCUAUGGUGAGCCAGAUCCGUACCGUGCUGCACCCUAUGCGGUUCCUCCUUCUGUGCCAGCUUACGGGUACUCAUAUCCCCCACAGCCGCAGCCCUAUGCUGUUGCGGGAGCAGGAUACCCAUCCUACGACUAUGGAUCCUACGGGCAGGGUGGAAGUGGAUAUGCGGAGAGGGUGGAGAAGAGUGAAAAGAGUAAGAGUAAGUACGGGAUGGGAACGGGGUUGGCCGUAGGUGCGGUUGCAGGGGUGUUAGGUGGGCUAGCGUUAGCGGAAGGUGCUGAUUACGUGGAGGACAAGAUCGCCGACAAUGUGGCGGAGAGAGUCGAGGAUGAUGAUGACUCAGAUAACGGUGGUUAUGGCGAUGAUGAUGGUGGAUACGGUGGUGAUGACUUCUAA
Messenger RNA from Telopea speciosissima, 847 nucleotides. RefSeq names its product protein SRC2-like. NCBI's taxonomy places the organism in Eukaryota, Viridiplantae, Streptophyta, Magnoliopsida, Proteales, Proteaceae. The transcript has a single exon. The record is from RefSeq and is a predicted model, not a curated record. The coding region runs from base 38 to 847 and encodes 269 amino acids. Gene Ontology annotation, biological process: defense response.